CCGAGUGUACGGUACUUGGCUCAUCGGUGCCCAAGCCCACCUCAGACCUACAUUACAUUUUUUAUCUCAAAAUUCACUCCGAACACUGCGAAUCACAGCUCGAGCCUUGACUACUUGUCACCGAGAUCAUUGACAAUUUCUGCAGCAGUUUGAGUGCUGAUUGAAUCCAGUUUAAACUGAAAUUCACCAGUCAAUAGCCGACAAUUGGAAGUAAACGCAUCAGUAGUGCACCUGUUAACCGAUUAAUGAAUUCGAUCUGUCGAAUCAGCCCCCAAAAACGCAUAAACUCGAGUGAGAUCGAUCGCUGGUCAUAGCCGGCAGGGGCACGUACCUCGAGUGGGCGAAAAUCGAGGAGUGGCGCAAAACAAUUUAUACAUUCUUAAUCACCCGAGCGAGGCCUCAAGCCUAGAUUUUUCAACCUAAAAUUUAAAAAACCACAAUCAACGAAUUCUAAAUUAGCGAUAACUCGUAUAGAUCGUAGAGCAGUUGAAAUAAACUCUCGAGUAAAAAUAUAAAGAAAAAAAUAUGGCGUGGGGUUAUUGGAGCGCAACAUCAGUGAGUGAUCGUGGUCGUUCGCCCCGUCGUGAGAAGGAUAAAUCAUCCCAGUCGCAGUACCAAACACCGAGUGAGGUGAUGGGUGUGCAGAGCUGUUCGGGGGUGCAGAGUUCAGAGCUGGGUUUAGCAUCCGAGGAUAGCAGUCAAUUAUUGAGCACCCAGGGUGGUGGCUUUUAUACAUAUUCAGUAGCCGCAGCCGCAGCAGCUGCUGUUGCCGCUGGUAAACGCACCCCCGGAAUGAUGGAGGGUGCAACGUCAACGGCUACAUCAUCAAGUCUGCCCAAUGAAUUUACAUUAUCCUCGGGGCUAAUGGGCAGACCGGGCUCGAGUAAUUAUCCACCAUCGCCUGGCAGUGAUUCAGCCGAGUACGAACAGCCACACGUUACAAUGGGCCUGCAUUAUCCACAAAAACACGAGGCCCACUGCCAAGAAUUCGUCCACACCGAUGUGCUCUGUCACUCCUCAAUGUCAACUGGUGCAGCAGCAACAUCAUCACUCGAUCGUCGGCUCAAGGGCCACAGAUCCCUGAGAUUCGAUCGACCUGAUAAUCCAGAUGACGAUGGCACUGAUAUCGAACUUGGGGAUGAAAUAAUCGUGCCAGAAGUUAUUUAUGAAUCCAGCAGAACCAGCUUAUCUGGAAUUGGUAGUUGUGUUAUUCAUGGCCCCUGUGCUCAACCGGCUGAUCCUGGCACUUCUAUGUCAUCACUUGCAUCUGAACAUUAUCCAAUAGCACCACGCCCUCCCUAUGCCACAGCUCGGCUCGAUGACAUCAAGUGGGUUUUUCCCAAUGUUCCAGCAGCACCGGGGAUGCCAUGUCAGGGCGAAGACAGAAGUAUUUAUAGACGUGGCGCUCGAAGAUGGAGGAAACUGUACAGAGUGAAUGGUCACAUAUUCCAGGCAAAGCGCUUCAAUCGCCGAGCAUUUUGCGCAUUCUGCCAAGACCGCAUUUGGGGACUGGGACGACAGGGCUUCAAGUGUAUUCAGUGUAAACUCCUUGUACACAAGAAGUGUCACAAAGUCGUACGAAAACCGUGUUUGAGCCUUCAACAGCAGCAACAACCACCACACACGCCAGACCACUCGUCCUCUGACCGCAAUGGCGAUCAAGCACAGUCGGAUUCACCGCAGUGCAGUCCAACGGCACAUUUGGAAGAUGAAUCUGCUGAGUUUCCAGCUCUUGAGGAACAGGCUCGUAGACCUUCCGGAAGUGAAGAUGGAGAAGAAUUGGCCCUGGACGCCAUAGCAGGUGCUGAUGGUGGCAGUGACAUGCAGCGACAGUAUUCCCUCAAUGAUUUCGAGUUGAUUCGUGUCAUUGGCCGUGGCUCUUACGCGAAAGUACUUAUGGUGGAGUUGAAACGCACGAGGAGAAUCUACGCAAUGAAAGUAAUAAAGAAAGCACUGGUCACGGACGAUGAGGACAUUGACUGGGUGCAGACUGAGAAGCAUGUCUUUGAAACGGCCUCCAAUCAUCCAUUCCUCGUCGGACUUCACUCAUGCUUCCAAACCCCAUCGCGCUUAUUUUUUGUUAUUGAAUUUGUACGCGGGGGUGACUUGAUGUUCCACAUGCAGAGACAACGCCGUCUUCCUGAGGAGCAUGCACGAUUUUACGCUGCCGAAAUAAGUCUCGCCUUAAACUUUUUACAUAAUAAGGGGAUUAUCUAUCGCGAUCUGAAACUGGACAAUGUCCUCCUGGAUCACGAGGGCCACGUGAAGCUAACAGACUACGGUAUGUGCAAAGAGGGUGUACGUGAGGGUGACACAACAGCGACAUUCUGUGGCACCCCGAAUUACAUUGCUCCGGAGAUUCUCCGAGGUGAGGACUACAGUUUUUCGGUGGACUGGUGGGCCCUGGGUGUCCUCCUCUACGAGAUGCUGGCGGGUCGUAGCCCCUUCGACAUAGCUGGCGCCUCUGAAAAUCCAGAUCAGAACACAGAAGACUACCUGUUCCAAGUAAUCCUCCAAAAGACUAUUAGAAUUCCCAGAUCAUUGUCUGUUAAAGCAGCUUCCGUUCUCAAGGGCUUCCUCAAUAAAGACCCUGCCAACAGACUGGGCUGUGCCGAGGGUCAAAAAUCCUUCAUUGAAAUAGCGUCUCAUGCCUUUUUCAAGGCCAUCGACUGGACAAUGCUGGAGCAGAAGCAGGUGACACCACCUUACGAGCCUAAAUUACAAUCCGAGAGAGAUCUCGAAAAUUUCCCACCUGAAUUCACAAACGAGCCUGUUCAUCUCACUCCAGAUGACACGAGAGUCAUUGAAAAAAUUGAUCAGAGUGAAUUCGAGGGCUUUGAGUACGUGAAUCCCCUCCUCAUGUCCCUCGAGGACUGUGUGUGACAAGAGAAUUAUUGGGAAUAUGAGUAUCAUCAUAAUAAUUACUUACACAGAGCAAAAUUACCCUAUGAUAUUUGUGAGUUAGAGGACAGGCUUGCAACAUUAAACUUUCAUGCACACAAUCAGUUACCCUAUUUCGGCACAAAUCAUCAUGCACCGAGUUACUUUUCAGGUGAUUACUAUCAUGGUAUG
Diachasma alloeum is the source of this 3072-nucleotide messenger RNA. It is a transcript of the gene aPKC, whose product is annotated as atypical protein kinase C. The transcript is spliced from 6 exons. Gene Ontology annotation, molecular function: protein serine/threonine kinase activity; ATP binding; protein binding. Gene Ontology annotation, biological process: establishment or maintenance of cell polarity; protein phosphorylation. The coding region runs from base 526 to 2883 and encodes 785 amino acids. NCBI's taxonomy places the organism in Eukaryota, Metazoa, Arthropoda, Insecta, Hymenoptera, Braconidae. The record is from RefSeq and is a predicted model, not a curated record.